Hylaeus anthracinus is the source of this 2476-nucleotide messenger RNA. RefSeq names its product spondin-1 (gene fat-spondin). Gene Ontology annotation, cellular component: extracellular matrix. Gene Ontology annotation, molecular function: serine-type endopeptidase inhibitor activity. Gene Ontology annotation, biological process: cell adhesion. The record is from RefSeq and is a predicted model, not a curated record. The transcript has 12 exons. Lineage: Eukaryota; Metazoa; Arthropoda; Insecta; Hymenoptera; Colletidae. The coding region runs from base 166 to 2424 and encodes 752 amino acids.
CGCGAUACUGGCCGUCCGUUCAGUUCGUCAUCUGGUUUAGUCGUGUACGAUCGUUCUCUCGUCUCUCGUCUUACUCAAUAGCCCGACAGUGGGCUAGCGCCUUUGCGAUUACGAUUUGCGGUCAGUCAACGCGAAACGAGUUGGCUUAAUCGCAUCGGCUGCACCAUGUUGUUCCUGACCGUGACAGCAUGUCUACUGAUCACGGUUCAAGCAGGUUGCCCUAUGCGACCGACCCCUGAUCAAACUUCCGCCAGGAGAACCACAGGCGACGGUGGCUACAGGAUUCUCGUUAGCGGCGAGUCCAACAAAUAUGUCCCAAAUGCUAUUUACACGAUAAGUUUGCAAGGGUCGAGGACCCACGAAAGAUUGCAACAGUUUACAAGAUUUACGGUUUCGGUGCACUCUCAGCAUGCCCCGAAUAAUCCAGCCAUACGAGUCGGGUACUUCCAGCUAUUCCCAGAUUCGCUGACCACCUUCAACGAGGACUGUGUCAACACCAUUUCAGAAGCCUCCGAUUUCCCCAAAACGGAGGUCCAAGUGAUGUGGAGGGCACCGCCGCCUGGAUCAGGAUGCGUUAUCUUUACGGCCAUGGUCUUGGAGAAUAAUGUACGAUGGUACGCCGAGGAUGGCGGUCUAACCAAGACCUUCUGCGAAAUGGGACCUAAAGAGGUGGAAGUUUUAGACGUCGACAAGUGCUGUGCCUGUGACGAAGCAAAAUAUUCGCUAACUUUGGAGGGAAUUUGGUCGAACGUGACCCAUCCGAAAGACUUUCCGUUCUCGGCUUGGUUGACCCACUUCAGCGACGUGAUCGGCGCGUCUCACGUUCCUAGCUUCUCUUUUUGGGGCAAAGACCACAUAGCCACCGAUGGCUUCCGGCAAUUGGCCGAGUGGGGCUCGGCAUCGGGGGUGGAAGCCGAGCUCAGGGCUAACUCGAAUAAAUUGAGGACUCUAAUCAAAGCUGCUGGACUAUGGUAUCCCAACGUAAACACUAAUACGAGCACCAGCUUCAGGGUAGACAAGAAUCACCCCAUGAUGUCCGUGGCCUCUAUGCUGGGACCAUCGCCCGACUGGGUGAUCGGAGUCAGUAAGCUGAAUCUGUGCAGAAAAGAUUGCACCUGGACGAAGAGCGAAAUCAUCGAUUUGUAUCCGUGGGACGCCGGAACCGACAAUGGGAUCUCCUAUAUGUCGCCAAACUCCGAAACGAAGCCGCGAGAGAAGAUGAAGCCUAUCACGACAUUGUAUCCCGAAGAUCCUAGAUCGCCAUUCUACGAUCCAACUGGGAGACCUAUGCUGCCGUUGGCCAGGUUGUACUUGAAUAGAGAGAAGAUAGUUCCGCGUGGUUGCGACGAGGAGACUCUUCAGCAGCAAGUCACGCAAUUGGAAGUCGCCGAGAACACCGAGGACACUUCUAGACCCGAGUGUCAAACCACGGAAUACACAUCAUGGUCAACUUGUUCGGUGACUUGCGGCAAAGGAUUGAGAAUGCGUACCAGGUCCUACCUGAUGCCUGAAAAAGCGAAAAUGUUCAAUUGCAACAGACAGUUGGUUUCGAAGGAGAUGUGCGUCUCGUCCAUUCCGGAGUGCUCAGGAGAAGAGGAGCCGGAUGAGAGGGACUUGCUUCCCGUAAACCACUCUUUCUGCGAAACCAACGAAUGGUCCGCGUGGUCCGAGUGCUCCUCUACUUGUGGAAUAGGGAUGAAAACAAGAACGAGAAGAUUCAAGGACCGCAUGGGUCGUAAACGGUGUUCUCGUGUUGCCAUCGUCGAAAAAGAAAAGUGUAUGGAACCACCCUGUCCCCCCGGCUUGGAGGAACACAUCGAUCCUGCGUGCAACGUGACGGAAUGGUCCGAUUGGUCACCGUGCAGUGCUUCCUGCGGAAAGGGAGUGAAAUUGAGAACCAGGCUGCUGAUGGUCGAACCAUCGCAACAACACAAGUGUUCCUCCAAGACGGAGCUAGUUCAGCAGAGACCGUGUUUGGAGCAGGCUGAUUGUACUUUCGAUAUGGCAACCGCUAAAGUGGUUUGCAUGGAGCCCGUAGACCCUGGACCUUGCAGGGGAUACUUUCAAAGGUGGGCAUACGAUCCUCAAAAGCGGAUGUGCGCACCAUUCGUUUAUGGUGGCUGCAAGGGUAACAGAAACAAUUUCUUGACCGCUGAAGAGUGCACCAACACCUGUGGCAUAGUUCGAACGAUCCUUAGCGGAGAGUCCCUGAACAGCACUAAUCCUCAACAAACGUUUCAACCUCUAGCAUCGGUGAAUUGCGUUAUGACUAACUGGUCGCCUUGGUCACCUUGUAGCGUCACUUGCGGUGCCGGCCGUGUCACCAGUUAUCGCACCAUUCAGCAAGAAGCACUAAACGGCGGGAGUCCUUGUCCCAAGAAGUUGACCCGUCGUUCCCGAUGCCAACUUGCACCGUGCGAUUAGCUCUUCGAAUAAACACGAAUCGAGACCAAUACGAAGCAGGAAUUCGAAGCAG